Messenger RNA from Scophthalmus maximus (turbot), 5398 nucleotides. Its product is annotated as myosin-16. Gene Ontology annotation, cellular component: myosin complex. Lineage: Eukaryota; Metazoa; Chordata; Actinopteri; Pleuronectiformes; Scophthalmidae. The transcript has 23 exons. The record is from RefSeq and is a predicted model, not a curated record. The coding region runs from base 635 to 4060 and encodes 1141 amino acids.
GACGGCACAGCGCUAAAGGAUUUUCUCCUCAACUGACAUACUACACCAACCACCGUCCCUGUGGGACACCUUUGGAUCCCCCCGAAACUCCGAGGAGGCACCUGUUUCUGGGGGAGGAGACUUGUGCGGGGAAAGCAGACGGUGGAAAAUCUCGUUGUGGGAAAACACAGUCAAAGAGUGGACUGAGCAGUGGCUACCUGCAUACGGUUAGUAGUAGCAGUCGCAGGCUGUGGACUGGCUGGAAGCAAGUACGUAGGAAUGUUUGGAUUUUAGUAGCCUAUCUCAGCUCACCCUCAAAAUGUAAAGAUGACUGGUUGAGCGCAACCAGAGCAAGAGAGAUAGGGAAACAGAAAGACAAGUCUGAAAGAUUGGGUAGUGUGAGGAAGGCAAAGAAGAGGUGAGCAGAGCCGAAAGCGUGUUAUGAGAGAGAGGAUCUGCGAUCUAAUCCUCCUGUCGGAAUCCAACUGGAACAACCAGCACAGCUGUGCACCAAGUGAAGGAAGAGAAAAAGAAGUGAUCAAGCCUCUUUGCAGUACUACAGAAGCGCUGUAAGAGCAGGCGGGCAAGUUGCUACAUUGCCAAAAGAGGUGAGGUCUGUGCAGCAACAUAGUUCUCAAGGAAGCAUAUCCUCAACAUGAUGUCUGUGAGGCAGCGUCAGCGUUGCCACUCCCUGUCCGAUGAGGCCGAGGAGCCCACUGGGAACCAUGCAGAUCCUGGACCAGAACCAGAACCCGAAGAACUGGACUGGGAUAGCUUUAGCACAACACUGGAGCACCGGUUAGCAGCUGAGCAGGAGAGUGCCCAGGCAUCCGAGCAGCGGUGUGUCCAGCUGGAGAAGGCCCGGCGGGAGCUGGAGCGGCAGCUGUCGGGACUGUCGGACCGUCUGGAGGAGGAGGAAUCCUGCUCAGCCCAGCUGGUCCUCCACAGGGACAGGCUGGAGGUCGAGUGCGGCAGCCUGCGGCGAGACGUGGAUGAACUGGAUAGCGCCCUGACUGCGGCCGAGCAGACUAAACAGUCAAUGGACAGCGAGGUGAGGAGGCUGUCGGAGCAGCUUUUGCACAAGGACGAGGCGGUGCAGAAGCUCCAGAAGGAGAAAGAGCACCUGGUGGAGCUCAGCCAGCAGGCCAUUGAGGACCUACAGAGCGAAGAGGAGAAAGUGAACCUGCUGACCAAAGAGAAAACCAAGCUCCAGAUGCAAGCUGAGAGUUUGGAGUACCAGCUGGAGCAGGAGCGCCGUCAGUGCAGUGAGCUGGAGAAGAGCCGGAGGAAGCUGGAAGGUGACAGCCGAUCCACUCAGGAUAGUCUAGGAGAGAUGGAGAGGAUGAGGGGUGGUCUGGAAGACCUCAUCAGAAGGAAGGAUCUGGACAUCAGCAGUACCAGCUCCAAGCUCGAAGCAGAGGAGGCCCUUAACAUUGAACUGCAGAGGAAGAGCAAAGAGUUACAGGCCCGCAUUGAGGAGCUGGAGGAGGAGCUGGAAGCGGAGCGGGCCAUGCGAGCCAAGGUGGAGAAGCAGAGAGCAGAUCUUACCAGAGAACUGGACGAUCUCACUGACCGGCUGGAGGAAGCAGGAGGGGUCACGGCCUCACAGAUGGAGGUGAACAAGAAGCGAGAGGCUGAACUGCAGCGCCUGAGGAGAGACCUGGAGGAGACGACCGUCCAGUCCGAGGCCCUGGCCGUGUCCCUGAGGAAGCGGCACGGCGACGCCAUGGCCGAGCUGAGCGAGCAGUGUGAGGCUCUGCAGCGGGCCAGGGCCAAACUGGAGAAGGAGAAGCAGAACCUGAGGAUGGAGGUGGAUGAGCUGGCGGGGUCGCUGGACAGCCUGCAGAAAGCCAAGAUGUCCUCCGACAGUCAGAUGAAGAAGCUGGAGGAGCAGCUGUCAGAGGCAAACAGGAGAGGAGACGACCUGCAGAGGACGCUCACCGAGCUCAGCGUGGCCAAGAACAGACUCACAGCGGACAACGCGGACGUGAGUCGACAGAUGGAGGAGGCGGAGGGCAGAGCCAGUCAGCUGACGCGCUCCAAAACUCUGCUCCAAACCCAAGUGGAGGAGCUGAAGAAACAACUGGAAGAGGAGGUCAAGUGCAAGCAGGCGGUCAGCAGCAGUCUGGGCUCAGUGCGGCAGGAGUGCGAGGUUCUGAAGGAGCAGCUGGAGGAGGAGCAGGAGAGCAAGCUGGAGCUGCAGCGCCUCGUCUCCAAGCUCAACAGCGAGGUGACGCACUGGAAGACCAAACACGAGUCGGACACCAUCCAGCACGCCGACGAGCUGGAGGAAACCAAGAAGAAGCUGGCGACCAGGCUCCAGGAGGCCGAGGAGGCCGUGGAAGCCACCCAGGCCAAAUGCUCGUCACUGGAGAAGACUAAACAGAGGCUGCAGGGGGAGGUGGAGGAUCUCUGCAUGGACCUGGAGAAGGCCGGCAGCUGCGGUCAGGCCCUGGAUAAGAAGCAGCGGGUCCUGGAGAAGCAGCUCGGAGACUGGAAGCAGAAGUGUGAGGAGAUGGUGGCCGAGGUGGAGGGCUGCCAGAAGGAGAGCAGGCAGCACGCCAGUGAGCUCUUCAAACUCAAAACGGCACAUGAAGAGUCUCUGGAGCAGCUGGAGGCUCUACGCAGGGAGAACAAGGCCUACCAGGAGGAGAUAGCUGACCUUACAGACCAGCUGUCUGACGGAGGUAAGAGCGUCCACGAGCUUCAGAAGGCAAAGAAGAAGAUCGAGAUGGAGAAGGAAGAGUUACAGGGCUCCCUGGAGGAAUCUGAGGCAGCACUGGAGGUGGAGGAGACCAAGGUGCUGAGGUUGCAACUGGAGUUGUCUCAGGCUAAAGGAGACCUGGAGCGCAGACUGCAGGAGAAGGAGGAAGAGACCGAGGCUGUGAGGAAAACCCACCAGAGGGCGUUGGAGUCCCUGCAGGCCACUCUGGACGUGGAGGUGAAGGGCAGAGCAGAGGGACUGAAGCUGAAGAAGAAACUGGAGGCCGACAUCAACGAGCUGGAGCUGCAGUUGGACGUGCUCACCAAGAACAACGCCGAGCUCAGCAAGAACAGCAAGAAGAUGCAGCAGCAGAUCAAGGAGCUGCAGGCUCAGCUGGAGGAGGAGGUGCGGAGCCACGAGGAGCGCAGGGAGGAGCAGGCGGCCUUGGAGCGCCGCUGCGGUCUGUUGGUCAGCGAGGGGGAGGAGACCCGCGCGGCCCUGGAGAGCGCCGAGAGGUCGCGCAAGGCCCUGGAGACGGAGCUUCAGGAAGCCAGCGAGAAGUACAGCGACCUCAACAACCAGUUCCAGUCGGCUCUGAGUGGGAGGAGGAAGCUGGAGGUGGAUCUGCAGACUCUGCAGCAGGAGCACGAGGAGCUACAGGGGGAGCUGAGGGGAUUCACAGACAAGGCCAAGAAGGCCAGCUGUGAGUUGGCACGAGUAGGGGAGGAGCUGCGUCUGGAGCAGGAGCACACACUCCACCUGGAGAGGGUGAAGAAAGGUCUGGAGGCCCAGAUCAAAGACAUGAGCAGCAGGCUGGAGGAGGCCGAGCAGAUGGCCCUGAAGGGAGGGAAGAAGAUCAUCCAGAAGUUGGAGGCAAAGGUGAAGGAGCUGGAGCUGGAGCUGGACACGGAGCAGAAGCGGCACGCUGAGACGGUGAAGACGCUGCGCAAGAACGAGCGUCGGCUGAAAGAGCUGCUGUUCCAGUCGGAGGAGGACCAGAAGAACCAGCAGAGGAUGCAGGAGCUGGUGGAGAGGCUGCAGAACAAGAUGAGGGCCUACAAGAGACAAGUGGAGGAGGCCGAGGAACAAGCCAACAUGAACCUGGCGAAGUACAGGAAGACGGUCAAUGAGCUGGAUGAUGCCGAGGAGCGGGCGGAUAUCGCCGAGUCAGCACUCACCAAGAUCCGGACCAAGAACAGAGGCAGCUUCGGCAAAGGAUACUCCUCUGGCUACAGCACGCCGUACCCCGGCCGGGUCAGGUCGCCCAGCUCCGUGGGCUCAGAGGUCGGCGACAAGAUCCUUCACGAUGACAACGAGUCCGUCAGCUCCCUCAUCCCGGCGUAUCUCAACUCCCUCAAGAAGCUCAUGAUUGACUAGUAAGAUCAUGGUCAUGGUGGUCAUCACACGUCAUGCAAGAGAGAUUGCAGGUAGUAUAUGAAAUUUGAAACAUCACGUGGGCUUGAAACUUCAGUUUCACUACACUUUCAGGUCAUGAACCAACCGAUCCGCGCGUCACCCGUUUAUGAUCACUGAGCAUUUCCAUCAAAUUUGAUCUGAUAUGUACUCUGAGUUUUAUGACUGCAGUCUGUACGAUCACAGCUUCGAUUACUACACUCCAGCUUUAAUCCAACACUUUUAUAUUCACUCAAUUAAUGUAAUAUUUGUAUGUAAAAAAACAGACUGAAUAUGGAAAGCCGUACUAAAAGUGUUCUGGAAUUCCACUAUGGCAGACAUAAUGAACAAAUCCAUUUAUUUGCAUUUAUAUACAUUUUGAAGCUUUUUAAUCAACACAAUAAAUUGGCCAAACAAUGUCGUCUCUGCUCACACUGAAAUAAAAAAGCAAAUGUAUUUAUUCAGAUAUACAUAACUUAAUGAAAUUAGGACCCUGGAGAAGCUAACUGCAGUUAGCUAACCUCAUCUGUCCACUAGCAAGCUAGUUCCUUUUUUGUUGUUGUUGCAAGCAACUAUGGUCUGCUUGGCUUUGUAAUGUGAUAAGCACCACGUUCUGUAACAAUCAAUAAUUAAUAACUUUUAUAGCAUUUUAUACCGGCUGCUAGCACGACGGAACAAUGAGGCUAGCAAAUGUGAUGGGUGCAAACAAGGCUAGGCUAGCAGGUUUGUCCAGGAGUCAUUUUGAAGAACAUGAAGAACUAUAAACUGCAUACACGUCAACUUAAUUAUCUACCUUUGUAAUUACAAAAUACUUUAUGUAGACAAUAUUUCAAUACUCAAUACCGCUAGCUACAGUACCAGCUCCCUUAUGGCAAACCGGGUUCAAUUUGGAGACCCUUGCAAUGUUUAAUGUUCAAUCACGUUCCGGAGUGGCAACUGUGUAAAGUGCAGUGUAGUAUAUCACAGAUAAAAUAUCAAUUACUGUAAAUUAAAAAUUCAUAUACAAAUUAUUUGUCAAUCAUUAGCUAACGGUUUAUACAUGACUUAUGACCAGUCAUUAAAGUGUAACCAAGUAAAAUAUGCAAAAAGGUGCCAUCGAUACAGGGGUUACUGUAUUUUUUAAGGUCAGUAAUAUGAAAUACAUUGUCCGUGUAUUUCACCCGUUCGAUAAUGUGCAAGUGUAUCUCUGAACUUUUAACCAUGUUUUAAUUGCCACUGUCUACAUGUGUAACAAGGCUUGACCAAAUCAAUUCAUUGUUGAAUGUGAAAAUGUUUUUGUUUUUUGGGUUGUUUUUUUGAAAUAAAGACUUUUUUCAUUUAUAA